Klebsormidium nitens is the source of this 1690-nucleotide messenger RNA. Lineage: Eukaryota; Viridiplantae; Streptophyta; Klebsormidiophyceae; Klebsormidiales; Klebsormidiaceae. The record is from the annotation of a GenBank genome assembly.
AGGCAAUGGAACGGCUGUGGGCAAUCCAACGAACAUAACGACCUCUCAGCUGAAAAAUUUAGGAUUGGUUGCAUUGCAAUCAGCUGCUGCGCGCAUUGUCCUCCAUUUUCUUCAAUAGGUUAAGCGGGAUUUGAGAAAGCGCAACCAUGAGGAAGGUUCUAUUCAUCGUGGGGGACUACUGCGAGGACUAUGAGGUGAUGGUUCCUUUCCAGAGCCUUCUUGGUUACGGCUUUCAGGCGGAUGCGGUCUGCCCCAACAAGAAAGCCGGUGACGUAGUCAGGACCGCCAUACACGAUUUCGAGGGGGACCAGACCUACUCUGAGAAGCGUGGCCACAACUUUGUCCUCACUGCCACGUUCGCCGAGGUGCACGCUGAUGAUUAUGACGCGUUGGUAAUUCCAGGCGGCCGCGCCCCCGAGUACCUCAGCACCGACGACUCGGUCCUCUCGCUCGUCCGCCACUUCUUCUCCAAGAAGAAGCCCGUCGCCUCCAUCUGCCACGGCCAGCUCAUCCUCGCCGCCGCUGACGUCAUCAAGGGCCGCAAGGUGACGGCGUACCCCGCCUGCCGCCCCGUGAUCCAAGCUGCGGGUGCCACGUGGCAGGCUCCCGAGCCCAUCACGUCGUGCUUUAUUGAUGAGAAUCUGGUGACGGGCGCAGCAUGGCCGGCGCACCCCGAGUUUCUGGGGCUGUUUUUGCUGGCCAUGGGGGCCAACGUGAGCAACACCGAGAAGAAGGUGCUGGUGCUAGCGGGCGACUUUGUGGAAGAUUACGAGGUGAUGGUUCCGGUCCAGGCGCUUCAGGGGCUGGGCUACAAGGUGGAUGUUGUGUGCCCAAACAAGAAGGCUGGAGACACCAUCCGAACAGCGGUCCACGAUUUUGAGGGCGACCAGACGUACAGCGAGAAGCCCGGCCACAAUUUCAGCCUCACCGCCGACUUCGCCUCCGUUUCCGCUGACGGCUACGACGCCCUGGUGGUGCCCGGGGGACGAGCCCCCGAGUACCUCAGCCUGGACGAACAGGUGCUGGAGUUGGUCAGAGACUUCACCCGGGCGGAGAAAGUGGUCGCAUCAAUUUGCCACGGGCAGCAGAUCCUGGCAGCCGCCGGCGUGCUCAAGGGCAAAAAGUGCACGGCCUACCCCGCAGUGAAGCCGACGAUCCUGCUGGCCGGGGCGGAGUGGCUGGAGCCGGACCCCAUUUCCAAGUGCUUCACGGAUGGCAACCUGAUCACCGGGGCGGCUUGGCCGGGACACCCGGAAUUCAUCUCCCACAUUGUCAAAGCGCUUGGGACAAAGAUCAGUGUGGAGUGAGUUUGCUUAACGAAAUUGGGGCAGAGAAGUUCAACAGCAACCAUGGAUGUUACGUUUAGUAAGCGUAUGUUGAACCAAGAGAUCAUCUUAUCAAGUAAUGGUUGUCCACUGUAGCGAAACGUAGGUUAGGCACAGCUAGGACAGAAACAAGUUGAGAACACAGCAGCUGAAGAAUGCUGGAUUGAAAACGAAGUUUGUCAAAGUGUGAGAUAUGUUGCGAGUGUUUGCUAGAGAGCUUAUGAGUCCCGCUAGCUAGGAUCUGAGGUGUUGUCUGUAUAACGCUUCAUGCGAAGUGAGAUGUAAGAUGUCUCAAAACCCGCGUUCAGGUUUCGAGCUGAGUAUGCAUUUUAAGGCCGGUUUGAUUGGAAAAAUCUUGUUUCAUG